Messenger RNA from Drosophila novamexicana, 597 nucleotides. It is a transcript of the gene Cpr49Aa, whose product is annotated as endocuticle structural glycoprotein ABD-4. Bases 1 to 597 code for a protein of 198 amino acids. Lineage: Eukaryota; Metazoa; Arthropoda; Insecta; Diptera; Drosophilidae. The transcript has 3 exons. The record is from RefSeq and is a predicted model, not a curated record. Gene Ontology annotation, molecular function: structural constituent of chitin-based larval cuticle. Gene Ontology annotation, cellular component: chitin-based extracellular matrix.
AUGAAUUUCCUGGUGGUUCUGUUCGUAGCCAUCGCGCUUUUUGCAACGGCAAACGCGCAAACGACGGAGAGCAUCACCUCCAUCAUUAGCGACAUCCAGGAUUCAAUUUCCUCCGACUACUCGCCGACUAGCGACUAUUACUCUUCUGACUACUCUUCUUCAGUUGGACUAAUCCUCUGUCAGCUGCUGACUCUUGCAGCUCUGCUGCUGUGCACAACACAUGCACGACCGCAAGGACCUGCCACGGAGCCAAUCAAGAUAAUACGACAGGAGCAGGAGGUCAACUUCGAUGGCUCCUACAAGUAUGGCUAUGAGACCGAAAAUGGCAUCAAUGUGGAGGAGGAGGGCUACCUCAAGAAUGCUGGCACCGACAAUGCAGGACCGGUCGCUCAGGGCUUCUUCUCCUACACCGCGCCCGAUGGCACACCCAUACGGAUUACCUAUGUGGCCGAUGAGAACGGCUUCCAGCCGCAGGGCGAUCAUUUACCCACGGCUCCGCCCAUACCACCAGCCAUACAGAGGGCCUUGGAUUACAUAGCCACAGCACCACCGCCACCCGCUGAGCAGCAGAGCGCCUACACCGCACGCCGGGGAUAA